This is a messenger RNA of Medicago truncatula (barrel medic), 859 nucleotides long. RefSeq lists its product as uncharacterized. The transcript has 3 exons. Bases 342 to 668 code for a protein of 108 amino acids. Lineage: Eukaryota; Viridiplantae; Streptophyta; Magnoliopsida; Fabales; Fabaceae. The record is from RefSeq and is a predicted model, not a curated record.
CAAAAACUUUUCAUAGACUUGAGUCCUACGAUACACUGUAGUGUUCUCAACCAUAACAUAUCGCAAACUUCAUCUCCCCCGAAAACGCGUUACUCUGCAGGUUUCAAUCACACUCAUCACCGUCGUCGCUUUCACCUUCCAACCGACCUCAACCACCGCGUCACGUCACUCUCCGUUUCCAUAUCUUACCUCCUCCCAAACUUACUUUCUCACCCCCCAACCUCACACUCUGAGGAAAGAGGGGGAAACCCUAAACUCCUCACAGAUCGAUAAUGAAUCUAGCUUCUCCUCAAUAACACUCUUCCGUGUUGAUACUGUAAUUAUUAUUAUUAGGAGGAAUCAUGUCAAGGCCUAUGUUGCUUGUUUUCUUGUUGAUUAUACUUAUAAUCACUUCGCAAUUCGAGUGGAAGCAACCACUUGUGUCUGAUGUUGAGUCCAACUCUAGUGUAACUCAAAAGCAACAUCGUAUUUCUAAUGCUGAAGAAACUGUUAAAGAGAAGAUUAUUUUAGUACAGGAGAAGAAUAUUCGAAGACUUAAUGAACUUGUGCGGCAUCUUCAGGAACAACUGCAGCAGUGCAAAGGAAGCAAUGGAACUAUAAAUAGCACCGUAGGUCCUCUAACUGAGCGGAUUCUUGAGCUUGAGCGACAACAAAUUUUAGAGGAUUAAGCCUUUGCAGCAUGUUAAUGAAGCUAAUCUUGAUGCUCUAGUUGUAAAGUUGUUUCUUAAUUCCUUCAAAAGGGGUUGUUGUAAGUUGUAACACAUUUGCUACCUGUAUGAAUUACUAAUUUGAGCUCUAUCUAAAUGUAAGUCACUCAUCAUUUGUAUGAUUUAUUAAUAUGAGCUCUAUCUCAAUGUAA